UUCCAGACUAACCUUUUCCCACCUGUCCGAGAAGAGAAGCCUGCACCCCGAGGCGGAUGCCUGUGGGCCAGGUACCGCAGAUGGGGAUGGAGAGGGGGGUCUCCGAGGAGCUUCGACGCAAUGAGCGGGGAGACCUUUAGCAAGCGCAGGCCCAGGGCUUUGCUUUAGAUCACGGGAGAAGGUGUUUUCUCGGCUCACCUCACUUGCUGGAGCCCGAAGCUGUCCCUCUGCAGACUAGGGUAACCUUGUGGUUGCCCAGAUCUGACCAAGACAGGAGGAGGACCACGUCCAGUGGGACAAGGAACUGGGCUCACCUCGAUGAACCGUCGCCCCGAGCAGGUCUCUGUGCCCCAGACCCCCCGGGGUGGGUUUGGCUGGGCUGCAGGUCGCUGCCUCUUGCUGCUCCUGCUUUCUAAGCGUGAGGUGCGUCGAUGCCGUGUCCCCAAGCCUGAACCCUCUCCAAGCUUCAGCAGCAGCUUGGGCAGGAUUUUGAGGUUCACAACUCUGGAUUUAGGCUGGGGAGCUGUGGGCUGAGCUAACCGCGGCCACUAAAUCCUCCUCCGGAGCAGGACCUUGGUGUGGUGUACCCCAAAAAGUUCCUUCCACUGCAAAACAGCUACUGGCUGCUGUGGGACCUUGAAGGGACCUGGGAUCGUGUGCAGCGUGGCAGCUGGCCAGAUGUGCUCACCUCUGUUAAAUCAGCAGAAAUGCUGAGUCGUGAGAACCAAAAAUAAACUCAGCUUAUCCAGGCUCGAAGAGAUUUUUCUUCCUCGGAUGAAACGAGCGCUGCGAUGUGGCGUUGCCGAAGCAGGGGCCGACUACGGUUUCUUUGGCGCGACUGAUGCCGCCCGAGUUCAGCUUUCAGCUUCCCUGCUUGCUUGCGCAAUCCCGGCUCCCGUAAGGGAUUAACCUGCCGCUCCACGUCCCAACGUCUUGCUCGGGGCCGGCUGCCUCUUGGUGUGAAAUCCGCAGCCCCACGCGCCGCGGUGAUGCUCCUCGUACCCGCGCAAACCCGUCGGCGCUCACCUCGCCCGGCGUCUCGCGACCUGGCACGUCCCAGCGCAUCAGCUCGGGGUUCCCACGUUCUCCCGUAAGGCUUGAGCUCUGCCCGUCGCAGCAACCCGCAGCAGCUCCCUUCGGGGACAGGCACGUGGCACCUCGCGGCCGACGUGACGCAUCCCGGGCCACCCACCUUGGCCCAAAACUGGCCACCCCAGAGGGUUAGCCCUCAUCCUCGGCACGCCGGAGAGGACGGACAGCACUGCAAAUCCUUGGGGCGAAGGUGCCCGGCUCUGGGGCGAUGCUCUGUUGCAUCCAAAUAACUGUGGAUGGGAGCGGACGGGGAGGACCGGUCACAGGAACAAGCGGGGCGAUGCGGGGUGGUGGCGGCCACCCCACCGAGCACCGGGUGACCCCCGUAAGCAUCAGCCGGGCAGGAGUUGCUCCAGGCUCCCUGCGACGGCAGAGGCUACGGAGACCCUCCUCCAGCUUAAACCAGAUUCGCCUUCUUCAGCACAAGCCUAAUGGGGAUGUAAGCAGUUAAAUCCCCGCGACUUUCUCAGACAGAGCAUGAUUUUACACCGCCCUGCCCUCCCCUCCUCCUUUCUACCCCAAAGCCUUAAGAUCGUACAGUUUUCUUUCAUUUCAACUUGGGUUUGUUCAAAAGGAAAACAAUUACUCUCUAGCCAGUUUAAACAAUUGUCAAAUAACCUGCCGUGACCAGGCAGAGAGGAAAAAUGUGGGGGAAAUAUUACCCUGCCAAGUCGCCUUCCAAAGCAAUAUCUGCUCCUCCAGCCGAUUACAGGUGUCAGGUUGCCUCAGGAUCCCUUGGUGAUUUUACAGGAUGAUCCACCAAGAAAACACAUUACACAACCCUGAGCUCAUAGGUUUAUCCAGGCGACUGCCAGAUACAUGCCUGCAGAGAUACGGCUCGGGCCACGGCCCUGCUUCCCACAGCAGGGUGACUUUGCUGGAGACCUGGGGUGGGCUUCGUGGUCCACGUCCCACCUGGAGACCUGCGGGGCUGGAGCCUCUGCCUGGGCAUCGGUCCUGGCACUCAUGGGGAGAAAACUUCAGAGGAGGAGGUAAUGCCUUUUAGGGCAGCAUCCGAGGAAGGAUGUUAAUCCGCGGCAGCGUGGAAACCCGGAGAAGGUCCUUUUCUCUUGGGUAAACCGCAAGUUCUCAGCUUAAUGAAGAUAAGAGAUAGCAUAUCGUUAUCAAAAUAUGGUAAAACUGUGUGAUUUUUGUAUAACUUCAUUUUUUGGCACCCAGAAGAGGCACGGAAAUGCAGUAGCUUUUCCUCGCUUUCUUUUCCAGGCACACAGAAACAAGCCUUGUGCUUCAGUGUCUUCCUUGCAAGCUCACCUAAAAUCCGACGUUGUCAGCAGUUUGCCGUGUCCAUCACCAGGAGACACUCGGUACACUGAAACAGUCACGCUGUUGCGAAACUGCUUUGGCAUAAAAUUCAACAAGUGUUGCUGCUCAUUUAACCUUUUCAUCCUGCGUUGCGCCAAGAGCCGUGAAUGAUUUUAAGAGGGUGACUCGCAUCCCUCAGCAAAUUCCAAGGACACUGUCUUCUCUUUACAAUAAUGAAUACGUGAUUCAUGGUCAAUAAUUUCAUCGUUUAUAUGUGCUUCUGUGCUGGGUCGAGGAUAUUUUAAAAGUCUUUGGCCCCAGAGUAUGUCCGUCUGUGUUAAGAGGCUGAAGGUGAUGGGCACAGCCCGUACCACCCACGCUUGUUGCUCAGGCAGGCUGGUGUGUGCUGGCUAAAGGAGACAAUUUAAUCUUUAAUCUUCCUACUUUCCCCCCAGCUUAAAUCAAUACCAAAAGCAGAGGGGAUGCUCUUGUGAUUUGGCUUAAAUCUGCUUCUGAGCUGGGUAAGCUGAGUUGAGAUCGGGCAUUUUUGUGCCAUAGCAGGUGGUUUCUUGCAUAUAACCCCAUCAUUUCAAGGGCAGGUUGGAAAAAGGAAGGGAAGGCAAGGGAAAAGCAACGAUCCUGCAGUGACAAAGCCAUUCCUGUGUUUCCUGGGGAAGCCUGCUAUGGGGGCCCAUCAGAGCGGUCCAAAAAAAUUCGCCGUGAAGAAAUCCAGGCGCAACAAAACUGGCCACCAGUGCCCUUUACGGGACUUAUGCCCGCUAAACCUAAAGACGAAAGGUGAUGCUUGGAAAACGAAUUCCUUGAGCCUUAAUUGGGUUCUUUGCUCUCCCCUGCGUUGGCUCCCUGCUGCUCAAGAAGAGAUUUGUAGGACCAAGGCACGAGCUUUGCCGAAUGCCGCAAGGAAAAUACCGCAGGGGAGAAUGGUUACGCUGGAUGGAGCUGAACAAAGCUCUUUUGUUCGUGGUAAUGGCGAGCAACUCCUCCAGCGGAUAACUGCAACACCCCUGCCUGGCUGGGAUCGGAUCAGCAUUGCUCUGAUGUCCUACCAGGCCUGCGUAAGCCACAGCUGGCAGCUACGGCCACCUUUCCUGGCGGGUAAAACAAAGUUCUCAGCUACUGAAUCUGCUUUAGCAGCUCUCUUGAGGACAGCUGGACAGCUGGAUCCAAUUCUCCUUCAAAAGGCAAGUGCCAGGGCCUGGGAGCCAUCUCUGACAUUAGUGAUCUUGACAAACACCAGUCACAUCGGUCGUGCCAUUUGGGCUUUGCCUGCUCCUGGCUCCUUCUUCUCUUCCACUGCUAGCCAUAAUGGUGCAGCACACCCAGACAAAGCCAUUGGGAAAAGGCACGGAGUGAUGUGCACUGGGAGCCGAAACUACUUGGAUACGAGAGGGAUGGAAAUGCUACACUGAUCCCUCAGAUAAGAACAUUUGGCACGCAGCUGAACGACAGUGAAGAAGAGCAUUAGUCUUCCAGAUUUUUAUUCAUCUCCAUCAGGCUGCAAGCCUUGUUUUGCCAGAACUGUGAGUUACAAGUUACAGUCAUUUGAAUGAUAUAAUGAGGGGCUGGGGGAAGGCAAUUAAAAAGCCGAGCUGUCAAUUA
Messenger RNA from Aquila chrysaetos chrysaetos, 3975 nucleotides. RefSeq lists its product as uncharacterized. The transcript has 3 exons. The record is from RefSeq and is a predicted model, not a curated record. Lineage: Eukaryota; Metazoa; Chordata; Aves; Accipitriformes; Accipitridae. Bases 3039 to 3785 code for a protein of 248 amino acids.